Molecule: messenger RNA, 1491 nt
Organism: Arabidopsis arenosa
Lineage: Eukaryota; Viridiplantae; Streptophyta; Magnoliopsida; Brassicales; Brassicaceae
Source: the annotation of a GenBank genome assembly
GAUAUACACGCCUCUUCUCCUUGGUUCAAAAGCAAAUUUAUUCCAUCUCCUUUGAUCACAAGCGUCUCAGGUCGUUAUUUGAUUUCUUAAUAAUGGCAACGACGUCUAGUACAACGAAAACGAAACCGGACAACCAAAACCUAACCAGAUCAAAAUCACUCGGCAGAAAGCCAAAGCCUGUCUCAUCAUCAGAACCUGAAGCGAACGCAGAUGGAUCUGAUCGGAAAACAAUUGGGAAGCCUUUGCCUAAUUAUCUGAAACCAACAAUCAGCUCGAGACCUGACCCGGUCAAGUUCUUGAGGAAGAACAACGCUGUCGAAGACAAUCAGAAGCUUCUUCGUAGACGAUCCUUUGAUCAUCCUCCUUCGUCUUUGACUUCUCCAUCAACUUCAUCAUCCCUGAAAUCUCUCAAUACCUCUCCUGCACACCCACGAGACAAACCCGCGGUUCCAAGGGAGAAGCCUGUCGCUGGUCUGCGUUCUACAUCUUUCCAUGGAAGCAGCAGAGGCGGUCUCAGAGGAAGCAGUACGGUGAAAUCACCUCCUGUGGCUUCAAGAGGAUCUCCAGGAGUAAAGAAGAGCGGUCUAAACGGUAGCAGUUCUUCCAAGAUCAAAAAGGAAGGUUCUGCGAAUGUUCCCAAGAAAUCUUCGGGUAAAGAGAUUUCCCCGGAAUCUUCUCCUCUUGCGCCUGCUCACGAGGACGAAGAAGAGAUUGUCAAGGUUGAGACCGAUGUACACAUUUCUGACCACAGAGAAGAACCGAAAGAGGAAGAUAAAGAUCAGGUUGCACAACCGGAUGAAUCCGGUGAAGAGAAGGAGACCAGUCCAGUGGCUGCCUCCACAAGUCCAGUGGCUGCCUCCACAGAAGAAGAAAAAGGAGAACUGAUUCAUGAGGAUAAAAGCAAAGAGCAAAUAGAGGAGCCGAAAGAACCAGAGAACACCGAAGAAAACAACAGUGAAGAAGAGGAAGAAGUUAAAAAGAAAGUUGAUGAUGAGGAAAAUAGGAAGACAGUUGCUACUACUACAGAUAUGAAUGAAGCUGUGAAUGUCGAAGAAAGUAAGGAAGAGGAACAGGUUGAAGCAGAAGUUAAAGAAGAGGAGAGCGAAAGCAGCAAAGAGAAAGAAGAAACAACCGAAACAAAGGCUCAAGUAGAAGAAUUACCAGAGGAGGGAACAAAGAAGGAAGUGGUGCAAGGGAAGAAGGAAUCUCCAACAGCCUACAACGAUGUAAUAGCAAGUAAGAUGCAAGAGAACUCGAAGAAGAACAAGGUCUUGGCUCUUGCUGGAGCCUUUCAAACCGUUAUUGACUAUGAAACUGCUGCAUCUAAGUGAUAGACAUGCAUCUGCAUUACAUCACAUGCAGACAUUGCAACUGCGUCUUAUUAGCUUUCCUAUGUCAGUGCUUUUCUUGUUUCUUGUUAAUUUUCUUUCGUUUUUCAGCAUAGCAUAAGUGUUGGACAAACGAUAUGGUUUUGCCUGUGAACAUGAACUA